CGCCACCACCUCCUCGUCCACCACCACCUCUUCCUCGUCCACCACCACCUCUUCCUCCUCCACCACCACCUCUUCCUCCUCCACCACCACCUCUUCCUCCUCCACCACCACCUCUUCCUCCACCACCUCUUCCUCCACCACCUCUUCCUCCACCACCACCUCUUCCUCGACACCUUGAGCCAGAUAAGUCCCGCGUAGACCUGCUCCACCUUCUCGCAGCAGCAAUGUCCGUGCGCGUGUUUGAGGGCGCUGAACUAGCCCGCCUGUAUAAGUGCUACCGGCCCAUCCUGCCGGCAGACGUCUUGACAACCCUAACCGACUACGUGUAUGUAAAGACGGGGAGCAAGCCCAGCCUCGUUGUGGAUGUUGGCUGUGGAAGCGGGCAGGGCACGGAGCUUCUGGCAUCUAUCAGCAAAACCGUGUUGGGCAUCGAUGUGAGCCCAUCGCAGAUAGAAGAAGCGAUGCUCGCAAAACAUCCCAACAACAUCACCUACAUGGUGGGGCCAGCCGAGACCCUUCCCGUAGAGGAUGGCUCCGUGUCGCUGCUAACCGCCUUCACGUCAGCGCAUUGGUUUGACCUGCCAGCCUUCAUGCGCGAAGUCAAGCGGGUGCUGCAGCCACGUGGCUGCCUCGUCAUCUAUUCCCCCAUGAUCCCACUGAACGUCGAGUAUGGAGCCUUCACGGAGAAACUCACACAAAUCAUGUGGAAGGUCUUUGAAGAUCUUCGCCCAUACGAGAAUCACAAGAUGAACCACCUGCGUGAAGAUUAUACUGCCAUGUGUGAAGCCAUUCCGUUUGUGGACAAGAAGAGGCUGGAGGGUGACAGGGUAUUUGCACUCGUCAAAGUACCGGAAUUCAUGGGGUUAAUUGGCAGCUUCGCCGAAUACCAUGCGCUGAAGGCUGCAGAACCUCUUGCUGCACAGGCCUUCAUGGAAGAUGUAGAGAAAAGAGUUAAAGAGACUCUGGGUAACGCAGCAGCUUCUGCUGAAAUGAAGAUCGUGGUGAAGACCGUUCUGCUGCUGGCCUGCAACGACUCUCAGAGCUCAUAAUGCUACUGCUGUGACCAGAGUGCUCAAAGCCACCUGUUUGUUGCAAACAAUACGGGGACUCCUACUUAGGAACAUUUCUACUAAUGAACUUGCAUGUAUAUGAACAAACAUCCGUAUGUCCAGUAGCAUGUUCGGACCGAGGGUCGUAUGUUCAACUGCCUCGCAAUAGAUAGUGGUGGUGGCAUCUACUGUAUAUCUGCAGAACAUCAAGAACCAGCGGCAUCUAUAAGAGAUAGACAAUUUCUAAAACCAUUCCCUCUGUUUCCUGUACAUGCUGUAAGUGUUUGGAAGCGACAAAACGAAAGUUGGAUUUACAAACAAAUCGACUUAGGUUCCAGAGUUCUGUUCGUAAGUAGAAGUCCCUGUAAUGUCGUUUCAAAUAAAAGAACAGAAUGGAUUCCAGUUAUGAUUUGUCUGUCAUUUACUGAUACUAUCGAUUCUAACGUUU
This is a messenger RNA of Lethenteron reissneri (Far Eastern brook lamprey), 1497 nucleotides long. RefSeq names its product putative methyltransferase DDB_G0268948. NCBI's taxonomy places the organism in Eukaryota, Metazoa, Chordata, Hyperoartia, Petromyzontiformes, Petromyzontidae. The record is from RefSeq and is a predicted model, not a curated record. Gene Ontology annotation, molecular function: S-adenosylmethionine-dependent methyltransferase activity.